AUGGUAGGGAUUUACCCCCUUUUCGAAACAAUUUAUAAAGUUUUACCUGCGCAGUAUCGAGUUGGCGCGUUGAUAGUCCUGCCGAUCUGGAAAUUCGGGGCGAAGCAUCUCGUGAUGCGAGUCACACACGAGCUGGAGGACUUCAUCCCCGAAAUGGUGGCCUUUACAGUUGACUUCUUCAGUGCACUCUUUGUCUCUGUGUGCAUCUCUUCAGGCGGAUCCAUUUACCUGUCUGUGCUGUUUAUCGCAGGCGAUGUGGGUCAAAUAUUGCUCGAGUUCCAAGAAGUGCGCACCAACGCAAAGGCUGUGCUGAAGCUGAUCCGAUUAAAAGUGGUCCCUAAUUUCCAGCACAAAAGUGAAAUCAUCAAGAAAUCAAGUACGGACAACAAUUUGGUAGCAAUGCUGCUUGCUGUGACCCGUAACCCUGAGGCAUUCCACGUGGAAUUGAUGAAAGACGUGCGGCUUUGGGCCUGCCUGCCACAUCCGUUGACGGAGGAAAGAGUAAAGAAACUCAAGUUGUUAAAAGUGGCGGGGGCCUACGUCGACAAAAAAAUAAUAUCUAGACGGAGAACAAGUCGAUUCCGGCAAUAUCGGCAAUGGUUUGCCCCUCGAGUUGUGCAAACAGUGUCCGUUGUGCCACAACCGACUCCUUUUGACUCGAUGAAAAUGCAGGACCCAGCAGUGCAAAAUGCUCUUGCAGAACCGUCACAGGCUUUCGUUCGCCAAGGGCUGCAGCUCCUAUUCCACUGUGAAUAUCUGCUGCUAGUUGAAUACGUCGAGUGCAUUGUGCCUGUGAUAUUCGCGGUGUACAAGUCAGUUCUCGAGUACUUACCGAACAUUGUAUACUACCCUGGCGGGGCGGGUAACUGGGGUCACUCGGCGCUGAUAAAUAUUUUCGUCUUCACCUCGUUGGAGGUUUCCUCACUACUGCUGCUUCAUCGAUUCUUACAGCGCAACUUCGCACUCUCCUCGCUCUACCAACUGGCGUUUGUGUUAGAGGCACAAAUGUACCCGAUCCAGGCGACCAUUUUCCUGGAAAUUGUCAACUUGCUGCAGUACAAGCUCGAGCAUCUCGGUAAGAAUUUGUGCGUGACGUGUUCAAUGCACAACUCAUAA
Phytophthora sojae is the source of this 1116-nucleotide messenger RNA. RefSeq lists its product as hypothetical. The record is from RefSeq and is a predicted model, not a curated record. NCBI's taxonomy places the organism in Eukaryota, Oomycota, Peronosporomycetes, Peronosporales, Peronosporaceae. Bases 1 to 1116 code for a protein of 371 amino acids. The transcript has a single exon.